Molecule: messenger RNA, 2574 nt
Organism: Mycena indigotica
Lineage: Eukaryota; Fungi; Basidiomycota; Agaricomycetes; Agaricales; Mycenaceae
Product: UBA domain-containing protein 7
Exons: 2
Coding region: 1-2574 (857 amino acids)
Biological process (GO): clathrin-dependent endocytosis; clathrin coat disassembly
Cellular component (GO): vesicle; cytoplasm; intracellular membrane-bounded organelle
Molecular function (GO): clathrin binding
Source: RefSeq, a predicted model, not a curated record
AUGUCAGAUUCCUUUGCCGACCUCUGGAACUCGUCGGCACCCACCAAACCCGCCCCACCCCCUCAGAAACUCGGCGCUAGUCCACAAGUCAAUUCGUAUAACAACAAUGCGAGCCGGCGACCUCAGAACGAUCUAUUCUCAAUGCUCUCAGCAGCAUCCUCCCCAUCCAGCUCUCGUCCCAUAACACCCAAUACGCGGGCACAACAACAACAAACAGCCAAACCUGUCUCUCAUGCUGGAAAUGGAGAUGCGUUCAGUAGUCUCCUCGGCGGAUCAUUGAACGGGGGGAACUCACAGGCAAAUAUGACGAUGGCCCAACGAGCCCAGAUGCAGCAAGUUAAUGCGAAAACCAGCUCACCUGUGCCCUCAACAAGCUCCAACUCGGCAUGGGCAGGAUUGGAUAGUUUGGGGUCAUUCGCAUCACCACCGCCAGCCGCUGCGAAGUCGGGCUCAUCGUCGAUGUUAGACGACGAUGAUUGGGGGUUUAUGAACACUCCAGUAACCGCUCCUUCCCCAGCAGUGGCACCCUCCAAGACCAGUUCAAACGAUCUACUUUCCGGUGGCGGUUGGAACUCGUCUUCACCCGUUCCGAAAAAGUCGCCUUCCCCGAAACCGACACACAAAUCAAUGGGCAUGUGGGACCACAUUGACGACUUCAGCUCCCCACCGACAAAAGCAGCAUCAACUCCCCCUACUCGUUAUGCAUCGCCCUCGACCGACUUUGACUUUGGCGAUCGAGAAGAUCGCACAGAUGACUUUGACCUAUUAGGGGACUUGGGCAAGCCGGUUUCUGAGAUUUCUUCACAACGGCAGUCUACUCCGCCUGCUCCCCGUACCGCGCAGCAACCUCGGCAACAACAACCCAAACAACAGCAACAACAACAGCGUUCACCUUCGCCUCCUCCUCAUGUUCUCGGACAACUCAUCGAAAUGGGGUUCACUAUUCCACAGUCGCGCGCUGCCUUGUCGCAAGUUUACAACGACGGACAGUGGGAUGUCCAAUCUGCGAUUGACAGCUUACUCGCGUCAACUGGGGGCGCCGAGGGCAGUUCAAGGAGAGCAUCACCCGCUCCGCCGAGUCAUCCGUCAAAAAGAAGGCAAGAUGACCGUGAACGGGCUGGAUCUCCGCGCCAGCCACCCGAGCGGAACACAACACCGACAACAACCAACGACCUCUUGGCGCGUACAACCGAGCUCGGGUUCAGUCUGUUUCGAAAUGCAGAGCGGGCCUGGCAACAAGGCAAAGAGCGCGUGCAAAAAGCCUAUGAGGAGCGCGUUACUGCUGGGGAGGGCGAAGCAGCGUCUUCUUCUGCUUAUAAACCACAAAAUGGGCGGCCAAAGUGGAUGCAGCAGCAAGAGGUCAGUGAUGACGAGGACAAAGAUAUGAAAGGGAAAAGCAGGAGAAGAGAGGAUUCGGAUUCCUUAUUCAAGGAUGAAGAUGACGAGGACAGGAAAGAUGAUGGCUGGGGUGAUCAACCCAAACCGCGCAAAGAAACCGUGACAGCCCCACCACCAACUGCGGACUUAUUUGGUACGGAAGAGGUCUCCAAACCGGUCCAGCAACAACGAUCACGGCCACAAAAGCCUGCACCCAAGAGAACAGCAUCAUCACGGCCAUCUGCUCCACCCGUUCCAACUAUCCCUCCUCGAGUACAAGUUCCGCUAUCCUCUUCAACUCUCCGAACAUCUCGCACACAUUCAGCUGGCGCAAAUGAGAAGAUUAACUUGGGUCAAUAUGCCGCAGCUUCUGCACUAUACACACUCGCAAUUGAUGCCUUACCUGGUGGGCAUGUCUUGUUGGUUCCAUUAUUAACCAAACGUGCGGAGGCAAGGCUGAAAGAAGGUGACUUCCGUGGCGUCGAGGAAGAUUGUGUGAACGUUGAGGGAAUUGCGAGCGAAGGCGGGAGGACAUUGGGUGUUGAAGGGGUCAUCAAGGUUGAGGCUGAUGGGGAAAUGGUUGACAUUGAUAUUGGCGGGGCCGUAUUAGAGGCUUGGAAGAGGCGAGCAGAGGCACUAGAAGGACGAGAACGAUGGGCUGACGCUGGGAAAGACUGGGAGCGUGUUGCUGGAGCCUCUUGGGCCGGCACAAAAGACCGUGAUGAAGGUGUGAGAGGAGCCGGUAGAUGCCGCAAAAUGCUGGAGCCAAAACCUGUCGUUGCCGCGCCAAAGCCGAAGCCAAAACCCGCCCCAUCGAUAACAAAGCCCACUGGGCCACCUCCAGAGGCGGUUGCGAAAUAUCGUGCUGCUAUUCAAGCGCAAGAAGACGAGGAUACUGCCAAGUAUCAACUGAAAGACACCGUUGACGGGAAGCUGCUUGCAUGGAAAGGCGGUAAAGAGACGAAUAUCAGGGCCCUUCUGGCAAGCCUUGACACUAUUCUGUGGCCAGAGCUUGGGCUUCAAACGAGCGGCAUGAAAGACCUCGUCACCCCCGGCCAAGUAAAGAUACGCUAUGUGAAAGCAAUCGCCAAACUCCAUCCCGACAAACUCAACGCAAGCAACUCUACUCUCGAACAGCGGAUGCUGGCUAACGGCGUCUUCGGAGCACUGAACGAGGCAUGGAAUGCGUUCAAGUAG